GGGCGGGCUUUGAGUGGGCGGGGCCUACGUUCCGCCGUCCAGUGCCUCCACCCGGCGCAGUCCCCGCGGUGGGCCCCGAAGGCCUGCGCGGCUCCUUUAAGAACUCGCGGGUCUGACGCCGGAGGUCGCGGCGUUCUUUCGGAGCUGCGGGCCGAGUGCCCUCCACAGCUCAGGCCAGAAUCCACGGCCAUGAAGUUACUGCGGGCGGGUUUAACCCUAGCGCUGGGCGCCGGGCUGGGUGCAGCCGCCGAGGGCUGGCGGCGGCAGCGGUGGGACGCACGGGAGGCGCCCGGUUUGCUAAGCCGGCUCCCCGUGCUGCCCGUGGCGGCGGCGGCCGGGCUUCCCGCCGUGCCCGGGGCCCCGGCGGGCGGCGGGCCCGGCGAGCUCGCCAAGUACGGGCUGCCUGGGGUAGCGCAGCUGAAGAGCCGCGAGUCUUAUGUGCUGUGUUACGACCCGCGCACCCGCGGCGCCGUGUGGGUGGUCGAGCAGCUGCGGCCCGAGCGGCUCCGAGGCGACGGCGACCGCCGCUCUUGUGACUUCCAUGAGGACGACUCAGUGCAUGCGUACCACCGCGCCACCAACGCCGACUACCGCGGCAGCGGCUUCGACCGCGGCCACCUCGCCGCCGCCGCCAACCACCGCUGGAGCCAGAGGGCCAUGGACGACACCUUCUACCUAAGCAACGUCGCGCCCCAGGUGCCACACCUCAACCAGAAUGCCUGGAACAACCUGGAAAAGUACAGCCGCAGCCUGACCCGCACCUAUCAAAAUGUCUAUGUCUGCACAGGGCCGCUCUUCCUGCCCAGGACAGAGGCUGACGGGAAGUCCUAUGUGAAGUACCAGGUCAUUGGCAAGAACCACGUGGCGGUGCCCACCCACUUCUUCAAGGUGCUGAUCCUGGAGGCAGCAGGCGGGCAGAUCGAACUCCGCUCCUAUGUGAUGCCCAACGCGCCCGUGGAUGAGGCCAUCCCGCUGGAGCGCUUCCUGGUGCCCAUCGAGAGCAUCGAGCGGGCCUCGGGGCUGCUCUUUGUGCCGAAUAUCCUGGCCCGGACGAGCAGCCUUAAGGCCAUCACUGCCGGCAGCAAAUAAGGGCCGCCCCAGCCAGACUGUGGGGUCCUGGGGACCAGGUUGAAUGAAAGGUAUUUAUUUUUGGA
Molecule: messenger RNA, 1154 nt
Organism: Sus scrofa (pig)
Lineage: Eukaryota; Metazoa; Chordata; Mammalia; Artiodactyla; Suidae
Gene: ENDOG
Product: endonuclease G
Biological process (GO): apoptotic DNA fragmentation
Cellular component (GO): mitochondrial inner membrane; nucleus
Molecular function (GO): nucleic acid binding; single-stranded DNA endonuclease activity; RNA endonuclease activity
Source: RefSeq, a predicted model, not a curated record